UGCUGAAAGGGCGCUCUGGUUCAAACUGGUCCACGCUCUUCUCUCAUCGCGAUUAUCCUGGGGGAUGCAACCUUUCGAGCUCAGAGUCGAUAAUGCGAGAAACUUGGAUUUGGCGUCGUUCGUAAUUUUCCUCGCUAUGAUGGUUGGAACAGCGGUAUCGAAACCGUUAUGGUCGACUAUAAUCGAUAAUCAUGACGUAUAUUCCACACCUGAAAUCAACGCACAGUAUCUCGCUGCGUAUCAACAUACGCGUUCUCCCUAUUAUGUUUACAAUAUCUAUACAAACGCAGGAGGCAUACCGAGCACUGUUCAUGUCGGCGGUAAACCGGAAAUUUCUUAUGUUCCUUCUUAUAAUUUCUAUUACGGAACGCCGAUUUACGAUCUUCGGAUUCCAUUAAAUCCGAUUUAUCCCAUGCUAACGCCAUCGCAUCCAGGAGUGCUUCCUCCAGCACUUCCACCAACAUCCACGCAACAACCUUCCGACGAUGAUGAUUACGACGGCAUCGAGAAAUUAGAUACAAAAGUCGAUACAGUCGAUACAGAAACAAAGAAACCGGGAAACGACGAGCAGGAUGACGAUUCCAUAACUGUGGAAGCGAUAUGAGAGAGAUUAUUUUGCUCGUCACGUACAUAGCUCAUACAAACGUGGAAGGAAUAAAGGUUUAAUUAUUGAACGAUA
Formica exsecta is the source of this 679-nucleotide messenger RNA. RefSeq lists its product as uncharacterized. The transcript has 4 exons. The coding region runs from base 65 to 604 and encodes 179 amino acids. The record is from RefSeq and is a predicted model, not a curated record. Lineage: Eukaryota; Metazoa; Arthropoda; Insecta; Hymenoptera; Formicidae.